CUCCCCACACCAUCACAUCUCUUAUGUAAUCGUCAAAAAUCUCGAAAAUCAGAUGACCUGAAAAAUUAUGUGAAGAACAGUUAGUUACAAAGUGUUGAAGCACUGUUUAAAAUCAAUUAAUUUAGAAAUGUUGGCAAACACUUUUGAGCGAAUUGUCAUUGCUGGGGCAGGAAUGACAGGUGCUCUGUCGGCUGCAUUGUUGAGAUUUGACCUUACCAGCUCGGAGAUCGUGAUAAUAGACAAAUCCAGGGGAACAGGAGGAAGAAUGUCAACAAGUCGUAGCAAUGAAGUAGAAACUUCAACUGUUGAUUUAGGUGCUCAGUAUAUAUCUGUUGCUAAAGACUAUCAGAUAAAACACAAAACAUUCCAUGAUGAACUUGUUUCCAAUGGCUUACUGGCACCUUUGAUUGGCUCAAUAGAAGGAGACAGAAGUGCUGGGGAUACAGUCCACUAUGUUACACCAAAAGGAGUUAGUUCCCUUGUAAAACAUUUUAUAAAAAAAUCUGAAAGUAUUUUAAAAACAGAUACUGUUAUACAGUCUGUUGAUAUUGAUAAAGAUCAGAUAAAAGUGGAGGAUUCAAAAGGUCAGAGGUUAUGUGAUGCCCUUAUCCUUACCAUGCCUGUUCCACAGAUCCUUGCUUUGAAAGGAAACAUUCAGCAAUUGAUAAACAGCAAGUCAGAUGUCAAGAAGAAUUUAGAAGCAGUCUCCUACUCAUCAAGGUUUGCCUUGGGGUUGUUUUAUAAACCUGGAAUCCAACUUAAUUAUUCCUGGAGUGGGAAAUACAUUACAGACAAUCCAUGCAUCAGAUUUGUUGCCAUAGAUAACAAAAAAAGAGGACUUGAUUCCAGUGAAGUUGGUCCUUCUAUCGUUGUACAUACUAGUGUUCCCUUCAGUCUAAAAAAUCUAGAAACAGACAAAGAAGACAUGAGAGAUGUCAUCAUGUCCCAUCUUAAACAAGUCUUGCCUGACCUUCCUGAACCUGUAGAGGUCAAAAGUCACAAGUGGAGAUAUUCACAGGUUCAUAAAGGUUAUGAAGGGAGCCCAGGAUGUGUUGUAUUGAGUGAGAAACCAUUGAUUAUUCUGGCUGGUGACGGAUUUACACACUCUAACAUGGAUGGCUGUAUAUCAUCAGCAUUGUCUGUUCAAACAACUGUUAAAGAACUCUGUAAAUUAUGAUGAUGUCUUUUAUAGGAAAACAUUUAUUUAUGCAGUGAUUUUGAUAUUAAUGAGUUAAUGAUUUUCAUAAAUAU
Molecule: messenger RNA, 1251 nt
Organism: Mytilus trossulus (common blue mussel)
Lineage: Eukaryota; Metazoa; Mollusca; Bivalvia; Mytilida; Mytilidae
Product: renalase-like
Exons: 7
Coding region: 128-1177 (349 amino acids)
Cellular component (GO): extracellular region
Molecular function (GO): oxidoreductase activity, acting on NAD(P)H
Source: RefSeq, a predicted model, not a curated record